AUGGUUUUCGCACCGGUUUAUAUUGGCAUUGUCUUGUCCACCUUGUUCUCUUCUGUCCAGGCUACACCCAUCGAGUCUCGGGCACUCAAGUCGUUCCAAAUACUUUCCGACGAGACAGACAAGGCAUACGGCUGCACCAAAGAACAAUACCUGGUCGUUCAUGAUGCUUUGGUCACUGCUACAGAGCAUGUAAAUCGCGCAACUGCCUAUUUGUCCCAAGACGGCAUGGAGAAAAGCGAAGUCCUUGCUCGUCUGUGGAACUAUCGCCACGGUGCAGGGAACCCUGUCACACGCGAGGUCGUAGAUUUGCUCAUUAAGGACCGAUUUGGGCCUGUGACGCUUUUCACCUCGUCCACACUCAAAGUCGUCUCGGAUUUCAAAGAAGUCGAACAGGGCCCAGAUUCCUUGUUGCUAUAUUGCCCCCAGGUCGACAACAAACCGGACAAGGGCGUAAAUCGCUGCACAGGCGACAUCGCCGUCAAUACCAACUUCAAGGACUACAACAAUGCCUUUCCUUUCAAUCACAUCGAAUUGUGUCCGGGUUUCUUCAAUAAGGCGUUGACGAUCGCCGCUGCCAGAGACAAAUUCUUCCCAGGACUGGAGCCAAAGCAGUGGGAGGAUACUACACAACUCAAAGACGAGCUUCUCAUUGAGCAAGCUUGCAAGGUUCUGGUACAUGAAGCCCAGCAUUCGUUGGCCCUUUUCGAGAAGAACAUCCUCGUAAAAGAUCCAGGACAAACUGUCAAAGAAUGCGCACAAUUAGGCUACAAGCCGCAACGUCAAAGUCCGGAAAACAUCGCUCUUAUAGCAUUCUGGUCGAGGGUCAAAUGGGACGCGACCCAUCCCCAAUUGACUAUCGUUGAUCAAAGCGGCACGGAACAGUUCACUGGGAUCGAAGGUUGGUAG
Molecule: messenger RNA, 906 nt
Organism: Lentinula edodes (shiitake mushroom)
Lineage: Eukaryota; Fungi; Basidiomycota; Agaricomycetes; Agaricales; Omphalotaceae
Exons: 5
Coding region: 1-906 (301 amino acids)
Molecular function (GO): metallopeptidase activity
Source: RefSeq, a predicted model, not a curated record